AUGGCAAGCGAUAGAGAAUAUCUGCUUUCUCUCCAGGCCGUUCGAGACCAUGCAUCCAAGGUCUUUGACGCAGCGAAGCGGGGGAACUUGAAGCAUUUCGAUUACGACGAGAGCCGCAUGGGCGAAGUUGCUGAUUACGUAUCCAAAGUCAUCGACCGUGAUUUUGGCCCUGAUAAAUACGACACAAUUCCUCCUCAUGGUCGAUGGCAGCAUUUUGAGGUUGGCGGCGUUCCCCGUGUCGACUCUUUGAUCAAAGAAUGGUCCAGUGAAGCCAAAGUCGACAAGACUGAGAUUACGCGACGCCUGGUGGAUUUAUUCUUUGUUUCCGUCCUUUUGGAUGCAGGCGCGGGUGAUGUCUGGCGUUUUAAAGAGUCUGGCUCUGGUCAGGAAGUUGUCCGAAGUGAGGGUAUCGCCGUCGCCUCGCUGCACAUGUUCAAGGCUGGCGCUUUCAGCUCCGACAGUUCAUUGAAGAACCGAGUAGAUGGAAAGGGACUGGUUCAACUAAAAGAGCCAGACUUUAACAGCCACUUCCAGGUCUCUGCUGAAAACCCCAUGGUCGGCGUUUCAUCACGAGUCCAGCUUCUUCAAGCUGUUGGAUCGUCGCUACUCAAAAGCCCAGAAAUGUUCGGAGAGUCGGGGCGUCCAGGCAAUCUGGUUGAUUACCUCAUGACCAAAGCUUCAGGCUCCAAGACUCUAAGCUAUGAGCAACUUUGGUCUUGUUUACAGACCCUCUUGAUCCCAUCUUGGCCAGGGAACAGAACGGUUUUCAAUGGCCAGCCCAUCGGCGAUGCAUGGCCUCUCGAAGUUCUCGCAGACAUUGCGGAUGAACAGGGCGAUAGGCAGGAGAGAAGCAGAAUCCAGCCUUUCCACAAGCUUACGCAAUGGCUCGCCUAUUCCUUGUCUGUGAUCUUCGAACGACAGAUGGGUUACACCUGGGAGAAGAUGGAACUCGGAACCGGCCUGCCCGAGUAUCGCAACGGUGGUGUUUUCGUCGACCUCGGAGUCCUCAAGCUCAAGCCAGAUGAUCUUCAAGCUGGAAAGGUGAGCUCAGGCCAAGAGCUCCCUCAGUUUGAUGCUUCCUCCGACGUCGUUGUCGAAUGGCGAGCUAUGACCGUCGCAUUGUUGGACGAGUUGCAUCAGAUACUCCAGAGCAGGUACAAGCCUCAUGGGGUGGAACUAAGUCUUCUCCAGAUGCUGGAGGCUGGAAGUUGGAAGUCCGGACGUGAGUUGGCUGCUGAGCAUAGACCUGAUACCAAGUGCAGCCCCAUCCUUGUCAUCAGCGACGGUACUCUAUAUUAG
Fusarium coffeatum is the source of this 1299-nucleotide messenger RNA. RefSeq lists its product as uncharacterized. The transcript has 4 exons. Lineage: Eukaryota; Fungi; Ascomycota; Sordariomycetes; Hypocreales; Nectriaceae. Bases 1 to 1299 code for a protein of 432 amino acids. The record is from RefSeq and is a predicted model, not a curated record.